Messenger RNA from Caenorhabditis auriculariae, 6793 nucleotides. The record is from the annotation of a GenBank genome assembly. Lineage: Eukaryota; Metazoa; Nematoda; Chromadorea; Rhabditida; Rhabditidae.
AUGUUCGACGAGGUUCUGGUCCAGCGCGUAGGCCAGGAUGUUGAGCUUUAUUUUGAAGCUCCGGUAAGACUUUUUCAAGCUAAUUUCACAUAAAUACUAGCUUUGACUGCGCGAAAAUGUUGAAGGAAAAAAAUUUCGAAAAAUCUUGAAAAACUUUAACUUUUCAUAUAUAUUUAUCCUUAUUUGAAGAAUAAAACCUUUUAAUUACGAAUAAAUGUUAAUUCAAAAUUUCAGGAAUACCGCCCUAAGCCGCGACUGCGGCAACCAGACCGCGGUGAGUUUUUUUUUUUUUGAUUAAACUGAAUACCUCAACUUUGCGAGAAUUCAAGCUUCUACUUUGCGAAAUAGCUCGCACUUUUCUUUUAGUAGACACAUGGGAAAGCUCUCACGCAUCAGAAAGAAUAGUCGAAGAAGAGAAAAAAUGGCGAGAGUUGGACGCCUGAAAUUAAGAAAAGUUUAUGCGUUUCAGCACAUAAUGAAAAUCAUAGAGUUUUCUAAAAAUGUAUUUUUUGACCACCGUAAUAAAAAAACAUUUUCAGCGCCUCCCGGAAAGAGUGGUGGACCGUGCUUUGGCCGCCCACGAGCAGCGUAUCCGCUACUUCCUGGAUACGCUGAAGGCCAGGACUCAGCACGGAGGUACAGAAUAGUUUCAGAAGUAUCAGUCUUUCUCACGAUUCUCAGCUAACUUGACUAAUCCAACUUUUCAAGCUCGCAGCAAAAAACGGUUCACGACUUUUUGCUCAAAUUCAAGAUAGGCUGCAAAGCUUCUGGAAACUUGGAAAUUUGUAAACAUGAUAAGGAAGACGAAAAAUUCGUCCAAAAUGAGAAGAAAAGUCUUUAUCCACUCUACGAGUUGAUUAUUAUUAGUAGGUAGGACUUUUUUUGAUCAAAUACGGAGAUUUCGAGUAUGAAAAUAUUUAAUAUUGAAUUGCUUAAAAAAAUAUAUAAGAUCCACAUCAGUACCUGACUAGGACAAAGCUUACAGCUAGAAGUAUUCCAUCGAAAAAAAAAAUGAAUGAAUGAAACGGAUUUGACAACUUUUCGCCCUCUUUCAGCUAAUAUCAAGUCUGUCAACUAUUCAAAAUUGACUCAACGAUGGAAAAAAACAGCGAGACCAGUGAAAUUUGAAUUGAAAAGAAAAAAAUCCCAGCUCUUUUCUAUGAACUUUUUUUUUCCAUAAACAGAAUAUAUAAAGCUUUUGGAGCGUCCUAACCUCGAGAACCGGAUAUAGUUUUUUUUUAAUUCAGGCUCAGACCUUGGUAACGCGAAUGGGACGCGAAUCGGACGUGUCGGGGCGUUUCUAGUGACCGCUUUAGUAGCCUCAGAACUCUCAAGUGAUCCCUAGAAUCGCGCAGAAACGUCCGGAGCACGUCCGUUUCGCGUUACCAAUGUCCAAGGGAGAUCUUAAAGUGCAAUUUAGCGAAAUAUCAUCAUAAUUUCAACCGGGGACUGAAAAAAAUGUUCCCUAGUGAGAAAUAAAAAAAAAUCAAUAUCAUAGAUAAAAAAAAUAUUUAAAACCUUUUUUCAGCACCACUGAGAAAGGACGCCGGUACUGAAACCGUCGAGGCGUGGGCAGAAGAAAUGGAGAAAAAGGAGGAGCUCAAAAAUGAGCUCAAAGAAAGAGACGAAGAGUUGAGGUACGAAUUUAUCAGAAGCCCAAAUAAGAACUGAAUAAACUAGAAGAUGAAACUAAGUCUUAUACAGAAAAAUAAUCAUUUGAUUCUGAAACACAACCGAUUUUUUGAAACAUCGAGUUUCGCAUAAAACAAAAUACUACUUUUUCGAAAAUUCGGUUUUUUUAAAAUUUUUAUUUUUUAACUGAACCGUAUCAAUCAGAAGCUGUAUCACCUUGGAGUAAAAAUAUUGAUUCGAACUGCAAGAAUUCCCAAAAAUUUUGAACAGAGAAAAAAUUAUGAUAGAAAUGAUGUGAUUGAAAAAUUAUUAGCUCGCGAUUUUGAGCAAGUGUAUCAUCAAAAUGAGAAGAAACCAAUCUGAGAAAAAUAUUCAGAGAAAAAAAAAUUGAAGUCACCAAACAGUUGAAACCUCUCAAUCAAUUCAAUAAUGUUAUAGGGUGGAAAAGAAGAAGACGACGGAGGCGAAAGCCGAAAACGGCCGUCUGACGGUCAACCUGGCCCAGACGACCCUCGCGCUGGGAUGUUCCUUGGCCAGAGGUCAUUUCUCUUUUUCAUGAAUUUAUUAAUAAAAUCAUUUGCAGAAGAAGUCCUGCGCCAGGAACUUCAACUUCUCCGCGCCAGGCUCGCCCAAGCCGAGGAGGAGAAAGGCAGGCUGGCUGCCCAACUCCAGGUUACUUUAAAACUGAAAUAAUCACCUGUAUAAGUUUGGGAGAGCAGUUAUUGCUUAAAAUACAUCAGAUUUGACUUCAAAACAUUAUCGAAUUUUUCUGAAGCUCUUUUCUAUCUCAAUCACAGCUGAUGUGUUGAAAUAGUCAAUAGUCAAGCUCUUUAUUACAACAUUUACUCCUUUCGGUAGUAUGAAAAAAAAAAGGCCAGCAAAAAUUCGAACGGCGACUUUUCCGAUUUUUUCAUAUCUCUAGGGAACUUUUCGACGGAGAUGUUUCCGACUUUUUAAACUCUUAUUUUUAAAUGUUCCUACAUGAAGUAGGUAAUCGAUCCAUGAUUAAAACACAAAAAUAACAAAAAAUAUGAAUAAAUGCUCUAUAAACCGAAAAAAAUGAAGAGAAAAAAAGUCGGAUAGUUACCCUAGAGAUAUAAAAAAAUCGGAAAAGUUUUAGUUCGAAAUAUUGUUGCCUUUUUCAUAGUAACCUCCUUUCAAGUCUGGAAUAAUUGAUCUAUUUCGGUUUUCGCGAAAAAAAAAACCUUGACGAGAACUUUUGAAAUAUGAACUUCAUUAGUAAAAGGAAAUAUUUAUUUUUGGAGCCUUUUUUUAAUUGGACGAGUUAUCAGAAACCAAUAAAAAAUAGAAAAAGAAAUCAAUUUGAACAAAUUUAGGCCGCCGUCCAGGCCCUCGACAUUCCCGUCGAAGCGGAGCUGGUGAGAUUUUCUUUUUAAAUAAAAAUUUUCUCGUACUAGUUGCCAUUAAAAUGUGAAAGAUCUAUACCAAAGUUCAGAGUUUAAAUUCCAGAGCAGAUUCAAAAAUCAGACUUUUUUUCACAUUUUUCCGUUUUUAUAUUAAGCCUUUGAAUUCAAAUAUAUAUAUAUAUAUAUAUACAAACAUUUUGGUAAAUAAGCAACGUAGUGAAUAAUUUAAGGCCGCCGAGAUCCAGCCGCAAGAGGACGAAGCUGAGCCUCUUCUCCGCCCUGAAGUGAGGAUUUUUUUUCAUGAAAUUUUUAUUAGCGAAGUUAGCAAAGCUGUCGCGAGCACUAUGGGCACUGCACGUUAUGAAAAAAAUUCCUUCAAGAGUCCUUUCAAGAAAGUUCAAAUCUCUGUCUCGACAUGAAAUUAGCUCUUCGAUAAUUCUUUUCGAAAUUUCAAAGUUCUGUAUGAAAAAAAAAGACAACCGACGUCGGCGAUUAACUUUCAUACCAAAACCUUCAAAAAAAGCUUAAUUGAAUUAUCCAACUAAAAAUACCCAUCUGAAGGAAACUUGAAGUAUCACGAAUUCCAACUGCGAAAAUUUAAAAGUAAUGACAACAACGGAAAAAAUCGGCUUCUAGACCAAAUAUUCUUUUGGAAAAGCAACUAUGAGUGGCGACCUCUGCCAAUUUGUAAAAGUUUUCUAAAUCACAUUUAAUCAAUUACGUAGCUGGUCUAGAGAGAGCUUCAGUCUCUCUUUCGAAUUCCCUUUUCGGAGCCUUUUCUAAUAAUUUCGAUUUAAUUUUUUUAUGCAGUGUUCAAUUUGAUUACGCGAAAUGCAAAACACCCGUUAGAGAAAGAAAAAGAUUACUAAAUUUUUGGAGAGUCAGAAAUCAUUUUGCAUUUCGCGGAAUCAAAUUAAACACGGCAUUAUACUUUCUAAUUUUUCUCAAUAUAAUAUCGAAGUUAGCCGAAAUCCUUUCUUUAACAGAAUCGUGAUAAAAAAAGCUGUUUCUAUAACAUAAAAUCUUUCGAUUUCGAAAAAGUUUCAAGCUUUUCAGAGCUUUCAUUAAAUUACUCUUAACGAAUGUUCGUGUUAUUGUUAUUGAACUGAAAUAAUGAUAAUUUUUUUGAUAAUUUUUUUCUUUCAGAAGUAGGUGAAAAAAAGCUCGAAAGCUAUUUAAUUUUUUUAAGCUACUUUGAAAAAAACUUUUUCAAACAGAUAAUUCAUUAUGUAAAGCUUUUGCUAUUCGAAUCAGUGUACCUGAGAAUUUUCGAGUGAAGGUAAAUUGGAAGACCUGGCGUUGUGGUUUCUGAAAAUGAGAUCGGAAUUAAAGGAAUGGAAAACAUUUUCUCGAACUUUUUAUUCCUUUGAAUAAAAUCAGGGCUACGGAAAGAGUUUAUAGAUUAAAAAGAGAGAGAAAGAAAGUUUUACGGAUACUUCAUAUUCUUCCAACUUAAAAAUCAACAGAAAAACAAAUUUAGAUGGACCAGGCAAGUCCCAGGAAGCGGAGAAGAAGCUCUUCUUCCCACUCGGACGGACCCUCCGUAAAGAGGUCGCGAAGUGGAGAGAGCGGAGAAGAAAGCCCGGACGUCUUCCGCACGCCGGAGCGUGGCUUCGAGCAUGCCAGAAAUGGCCACGACCCCACUCCGGGCCAAGAACAAGGAGAAGAAGAACGGGAGCCGGAGUUGGAAGAAGAGGACGAGGUCGUCCCGGAGAGCGACCAAGAAGAGCUCGCCGAGUCCUCUUCUUCCGGCACAACAUCGCCGGCACCGUCGACCCCGCCACGAUCUCCGCAGCCGCCUGCGACGCCACCAAGGACGCCGCCAGCUCAGCCAACGAGACGGGUUAGUUUUCAGGGAAAAAUGGUCAUCAAUCCUAAAUAAGAAUCUUGAACCAUCCAGUCAGGGAAAACGUAGAUGCAAAAAUCAUCCUAAACAGCUUUCCUUCUCGAUACUGGCAAUCUACUUGAUAACGCAGUUUUUUUUUGAAUAAAAAGUGUUUGAAAUCACAAUUAUCAAAAUCGAAACACGCGUAGAAAAAGAAUCACAUUCAUCGUUUUGUCUUCGCGCAUGAAUCUGAAAUGAAAAAAAGUUGGAAAUUGCUAAAUAAUAUACCUGAAAUCAGUUAUUGGAUAACUAGUUUUUUUCAGUUUUUUUGGAAUCGCGAUGAAAAGCUAUAACUCAUUUUAAUAAUGAAGUUUGAAAGAAGCGCAAAAUUCCGAUCCAUCUCCGAAAAUUCCGAUCCAUCGAUACUCCAUAGGAAUUCAAAAAUAAGUAGAACAUGAUCAAAGUGAACUGAGAUAUAACACCUAUGAAUGCAAGAAGUCUGCAUCUUUAAAAUAAUAGAUUUGAAAACAAGAUCACUCAUGAGAAAAUUAUUCGAAAAAAAAAACUUUUUGAAAACAAAAGCUUAUUUUGCGCUACUUUUUUAAACAUUAAGCGGCUAUUCCAAAAGAAAGACUAGAAGUAUUACUUUAAAUCGUAGGCUUACUAGAAACAAAGAAAACCGGAAGCUAAACUUUCUAGGAAAAAUUCUAGGAAAACGAGCAAUUCUCUGUGAAAAAAUCCGACAUUUAUUAAGUGGUUUUCUUUAAUUCACCAGAGUAUCUCUAUUUUUUUCUUUGGAUCAACUUUUUUUAAAUAAUCAAAGAACAAUGAAAAAAAAAAUCAAUCAUAAUAAACAAAUUAUGAUUGAAUUUUUUUCAAUAUCAGAAAAGAAAAAAGUUUGAAAAAAAGAAAAAUUAAAAAUAAACACCAACCUUUUUCUUCUUUAAACUCAAGCUGCUUGCGUUUUCAUUUACUCAUCACACAUGUUUGAGACAGUACCACGGCGGCCGGUGGCCGGUCAAUAUUGCGCAGUCAGUUUCGAAGCCAGGAAAUUUUUUUAAUUCUCUUUCUUUUUUGCAAUUUGUUAAGGACCUAUUUCUCGAGGUUACAAGAUAAGUUACGUCACAAAAAGUACACAAGAUUUCAUUUUAUUAUUGAAAAACCUAUCCAAAAUACCGUAAUACGACCGGCCACUUAAACCGGCGUGUCAUAGACUACAAAUUACAGCCCAAUUCAAUGAUUUUAAAGAAAAUUCGAAUCUGUAAAUGAUUACGAAAAACGAAGCGAUAUUCAAAAAAAAAAUAAUAAAUUCUCAUGGAAAAAAGCGAUUUUUGUUCCGAAUUCGAGCAAAGUACUUCAAAAAAAGCCUCAUAUAUUAUGAAAAAAAUUCACGAAAGAUUUUUCAAAAACUAUUACUUUAAACAUUAGUUACAGGUGGCUAAGCUAAAUGAAAAAAAAACCUUUUGGAAAAACGAAAGUCAGAGAGCAAAAAAAUUCGAACGAAUUGAUUAUUCUUUCAAUUAUUUGAAAAAAAAACAAGAACGAUAACUGGAAAAAAAAUUAGAUUGGAUUGGUUUCAGUAGUUUCGUUCCGUUUUUUUCUUCUUUUGAAUAUAUGAAAACAAACGAUAUCUUUUCAGCAACGGCGCGCCCAGGCGGUCAUGGGGGUCCUCAAAAGGUCGAGCAGGAUCGGCAACAAGCUCCCUGGCCCCCAGCCCAAGCCGCCGGUGGACGCUCAGCCGAUCGCGCUGGCAGUUCUGGCGCCGCUGACAGCCGCCGAAGUCAGCGCGACGAUCAAGAAGAGACUGGCGGACUACGACAGCGGGGUUUACAUCCAGAACCUCGCUGUCGUGGUCAAGUUGGGAAGGCACCUCACGACGACACGCAGACUCUCGAGGAACCUCCCGUCGUCCAACAAGGACUUGCAAGACCUCGAGAGUCUGAAAGAGAGUCUCUCUCGGCUGUUUUGA